AUGAACACGCGAAAGCAGCCUCGCAACAUCGCGGCUGCGACCGCCUUUGGAGCGGUGCUGAUGUGGUUCCUCGUGCCAGGCGCCAUGUCCCAAACUCAACCUGUAAUCCAAGGAGUCGGGGCGACAUUCCCAGCGUCGCUCUACACUACCCUUGCCGCCGUCUACUCGGCUUACGAUGUCAACUGGGACUAUGCAUACACUGGUACCAGUUCUGGUGCUGGCCGGACCUCUCUUGCAGCGGGCGCCCCGAACCUGACCUGGGCCGGAUCCGAUGUCGUUCCGUCCAACACCACCUAUGUCGGACCGGGCAACACCGCUGGCCAGUUCAUACCUGUUCCAUCGGUCAUCAGGCAAGUGUCCGGCAUUGCCAUCGUCUACCAUCUCAACAUCACCAAUCUCACACUGACCCGACAGAACGUUGCCGACAUCUUCACUGGCAAGAUCGCCUUCUGGAACGACCCCAGACUCGCCCAGAACAACCCAGCACUCUUGACCAUCAGCGCCCCGAUCCAGACGAUUGUGCGGAGCGGCUUGUCUGGAACAACGUCCAACUUCCAGUACGCACUGAACUCAUUCGACCCCACUCUGCGACUUCCAUCUCCACAAGUGUACCCGAUUGCCUCCUGGGGCAUCGCCAACCCGCCGUUCUACGCCGCAUCGAACACCAUACUCUCGGACGCCAUCCAGGUUGCUCCGUACACGAUCGGAUAUGUCGACUAUGCCGAUGGCUACAAUACACUGGCAUCGCUCGCACCGGGCCAGAGUCUGUAUUCUAUUGCCAGCAUCAUCAACCGAAACGGUGACACCGUGGCGCCUUCGAUUGCGAGUCUGAAUGUGGCCAUUUCAACCCCAAGCACCGCCAACAUCUCGGCCGUCUCUCAUUUCACAAACAACAUCAGCAGCAUCCUCCAGGCAACUUACAUCGAUUCGGCUACGCCAGGCGCCUAUCCGCUGAUGGCCCCGACGUACAUGUUCCUUCGGCAAGACUCCCAGCUCUACAACAUCACCGAGCCACAGAUGCGAGCCACAUUGCGUUUCCUGUUUUGGAUGGGCUUUGGCGGCACCGAGGCGAACAACUUUGUUCACUUUGGCGACGCCCGCAUCCGCCAGUUUGCAUUUGAUGCCCUCAAACUCGUCACACACAAUGGAAAGGCUCUCUACGAUCCUGCGUCGCCCUGUAAUCCGUAUUUUGAUGCCAACGGGACCUACAUCAGCGCCAAUUCGUGCAAGAACGGAUAUUGCAUCGUCGACGGACCCUUCCAGGACUCGUUCGUGACCCAGUGCGUCUGCGACGUCGGGUACUACAACAACCAAAGACUGGAUUGCUCUGAGCCAGCCUCGCCGUUUAUGCUCCUGCUUGCUGGGGUCAACAACAACAACAUUGUUAUCUUGGUUCUGCUUGUCGUCACUGGAGUCAUCAAUCUCGGCAUCUUUGCCCUGCUGGUGCUGUGGAGAAACAAGGCCAACAUCAAGGCCAUCUCGCCCAACUGCUGCUACAUCAUCAUGGUUGGAUCAAUUAUCGGCCAGCUCGGCGCCCUCUUCUAUUCGGCUCAACCAAGCAGCGUUGUGUGCUCCAGCCGGGUGUUCUUCCCGGUCGUGGCAUUCUCCUCCGUAUUCAGCAUGCUGCUGAUGAAGUCCUUGCGCAUAUACAUGAUCUUCGGCAACAAGCGCAUGCGUGUCUUCAAGACCCCAGACUGGAAACUCAUCCUCGGCACAGCGAUUAUCGUGGCCAUCGAGAUCAUCAUAUGCAUUGCCUUGGGCACAUCCUAUUCCUUGGUGUGUUCGGCCACUUCGGGCUCCACCGUUGCACCCGAGAUCCUGCUCUACGUCAUUAACGGGCUCGUCAUGAUCGGGUGCGUUGCUUUUGCGUUCCUGACCCGAGAGGCCCAUCAGCGCUUCCAAGAGUCCAAGGUCAUCGGCAUCUGCAUCUACAUGGUCUUCAUGACGCUCCUGCUGUGUUUGCCGAUCAUCUAUGUUCUGUCUGGCAGUGUCGACUCUCAAGCUCUGUUCGUGGUCGGCCGAGUGAUGCUUGGAUGCCUCAUCGUGGUGAUUUCGUCCCUGGUUCCGAUCAUCCUCUUUGGGGUGAGACUCGUCCAAACCUUCCGCAACGAACGAAGCGAGGCUUCCAGGUCUUCUCCGAGCUCAGUACCAACCGACAACAAUCGUUCUGCAAUUACAAGCCAGGGCAUGGCGGCAGCCAACGUCCUCGCCUAUGCAUACGACUGCAGUCUGCAGGGGCUCAAGUUUGGCGGUGCCUGGGUGUCUUCGAACGUGCUGGUGUUCACGACCUUGGACCUGAUCGAGUUUCGAGAGGCCGAUGCGGACGGAACCAUCCAGGCGAGCUUCCGCUUCUCGUCGUGUGAGUGCGAGCCUUGUCAACUGGCAGAGAACUCGGACUCGGAGAAGGCCCUGGCUCGCAGCGUCCGGCUCCGACGCAACAAGAUGGUGUACACACUCGAGUUUGGCUCCAAAGAAACGGCCCAGAUGUUCUUUGGCAACUUUGCCGACGUCAAGGUCAAGCGCAACAGUGUUUCUAAGCCGGGGCUGGGCGGCCUGGGCGGGUUGGGUGGACUGGGCGGAAUGGGUGGACUGGGCGGAAUGGGUGGAUCGGUCAAACGGGACACCACCGUCUUUGCGAUGCUCGACAAGCUGUCGGCCAUCGAUCAAUCUCAAAACAGUGUUAUCAAACCCGGUCUGUAUAUUUCAGAGAUCGACCGAACAACGUCAUCGUGAAAGAUUCACUCGGAAACAACCUGGGGGGAAAGGGUGCAGUACAGCCUCAUGGCUCGUUCACUGACAGACGGAGUAUCUGGCUGCUCGUCAGAAUACGACACCGAGAAAUCACGCCAUACAUGGAUAUGUCUGAUGUCUAUUGCAUAUCAGUAAGCCGCUCCCCAAACCAACAACAGGCAGUGGUAGUUGAUGUGAAUAAACACAGUCACCCGGUCUGUGCUCAAAAGACUGCUUCUCAAGAUGGGCUUUGCCAACGACGGCUGAUGGCAAUCGCAGCGAUGCGAUAUCUCAAUGGGACCCCAU
Messenger RNA from Polychytrium aggregatum, 3036 nucleotides. RefSeq lists its product as uncharacterized. The record is from RefSeq and is a predicted model, not a curated record. NCBI's taxonomy places the organism in Eukaryota, Fungi, Chytridiomycota, Chytridiomycetes, Polychytriales. The transcript is spliced from 8 exons. Gene Ontology annotation, cellular component: membrane. Gene Ontology annotation, molecular function: G protein-coupled receptor activity. Gene Ontology annotation, biological process: G protein-coupled receptor signaling pathway. Bases 1 to 2733 code for a protein of 910 amino acids.